Oreochromis niloticus (Nile tilapia) is the source of this 1119-nucleotide messenger RNA. RefSeq lists its product as uncharacterized. Bases 208 to 1119 code for a protein of 303 amino acids. The record is from RefSeq and is a predicted model, not a curated record. The transcript has 7 exons. Lineage: Eukaryota; Metazoa; Chordata; Actinopteri; Cichliformes; Cichlidae.
UGAGUGUUUCUAUAUUAAAUCUGGAGGUGUCAAAAUGGAAACAUUAACUCUUGAUCUCUUAACUCUGAACUCCUAAAGGGGCUAUGACACUAAUAGAGUAAAUUCACAGACUCCGCCCCAGCAUCACAGGUUCCGAAUGAAGCUGAAGGGAAGCCAUUUCAGAACAUUUAGCUCUCCAUUUUUCCGAGUUGUUUGCCACGCCUGGAUAUGCUUGCAAAGGUAGAAUAUGGGGGAGUGCAGAAGUAUGUCAAAGUUCCAGAAAGUGAUGAAUGCUUUCAUUUCCACCAGUUUCUUAAAGAUGUUAUGGACAAGUUCAGCUUGCAGCCUCAACUCUUCACAGAAGGUGUACUCAUCCUCACUGAUACCUCUGACACUGAAGUUGACUCAGACAUUUUUGAUGAGCUGGUAAAGUCUGGAGUUCGAGCUUUCAAAGUUGGAUAUAGAAUGCAGACAGCAACAGACAUUGAGAUCAGUGUGGUUGAUGAUGAAUCAGAGUCAUCGGUACAGCCAAUCCCUCUUGCCCUCCUGACAUCGCCAGUGUCAUUGUCAGACCAUCCAUCGUCCCCAGCUUCUACCAGUUCAUCAGAUUCAACUAUGAUCCUCAAAAGUACAAAGAACAGGAAGAAGGGCCUACAAGAGCUUGAUCGCGAUGAAGCGAAGCAGAAGGUGUGUAGUGUCUUGAGCUCAAACCCAAAGGGUGAAGAAAUUUUCAAUGAAUACGACAAAACUAAAACAUUGUCAGAUCCAACUCGUCGACAAAUGGUCAACAUACUGGUUGCAGAUAUGAUAGAAUCACACGGGAGGAUUCCGCCCAUAAGUGUUCGGACUAACUAUGCACUGGGGAUUGCAACGCUUUUUCCAUAUCUCCAAGAUCCUUACUCAAAAAAUGGCUAUGAACAUUACUAUGAUCCGGAGGCCAAUACUGGCUAUCUUGCUUGGAGACUCAAGACUGUCCAACGCAAUACCUAUGAUGGUGCUAGUGGGUGUCCCAGGCCAAACUUCCAGGACAGUCCAACAACCCGAAGAGAAUCUUUGUUUGUUAGUGGACAGCUUUUUGGUGAAGAGUGCAGAGAGUUAUUAGACACUCAACAGAUAGGUCUGUGGUUAAAGAGAAGAUGA